Messenger RNA from Thalassophryne amazonica, 4147 nucleotides. RefSeq names its product kelch-like family member 20 (gene klhl20). Bases 150 to 1979 code for a protein of 609 amino acids. Gene Ontology annotation, molecular function: protein binding. The record is from RefSeq and is a predicted model, not a curated record. NCBI's taxonomy places the organism in Eukaryota, Metazoa, Chordata, Actinopteri, Batrachoidiformes, Batrachoididae. The transcript is spliced from 14 exons.
UGCGCAGAUCAUUUGUGUAACUGAGGAAGUGCCUCGUUUUAAACGAUAGCUAAGCUAAACUGUAAACACUAGCAAUCAGAGGCACGCGUUUUUUUCUUACCUUUGGAAUGGAAAUAUAAGUUGUGGGGUCACACAUUCUUCAUCAGUGCAUGGACGCAAAACCAAUGCGCAGGGCCACCAGUGCACGCCAAGACACCACUGGAAUGGAUAUCACCAGCCGCUGUACUCUGGGGGACCCCAAUAAGCUCCCUGAAGGGGUCCCCCAGCCUGCACGUAUGCCCUAUAUCUCAGACAAACACCCGCGGCAGACCCUAGAGGUGAUCAACUUGUUGCGGAAGCACCGUGAGCUCUGUGACGUGGUGCUUGUGGUUGGCGCAAAGAAGAUUUAUGCCCAUCGUGUCAUCUUAUCUGCCUGCAGCCCCUACUUUAGGGCGAUGUUUACUGGAGAGCUAGCAGAAAGCAGGCAGACUGAGGUGGUUAUCCGUGAUAUCGAUGAAAGAGCCAUGGAGCUGCUCAUUGACUUUGCUUACACAUCCCAGGUGACUGUGGAAGAGGGGAAUGUCCAAACACUGCUUCCUGCAGCCUGCCUUCUCCAGCUGGCUGAGAUCCAGGAGGCCUGCUGUGAAUUCCUCAAGAGGCAGCUGGAUCCCUCCAACUGCCUGGGCAUCAGGGCCUUUGCUGACACACACUCCUGUCGAGAGCUGCUCCGCAUUGCCGACAAGUUCACACAGCAUAAUUUUCAAGAGGUAAUGGAAAGCGAGGAAUUUAUGCUACUACCUGCCAACCAGUUGAUUGACAUCAUUUCGAGCGAUGAGCUCAAUGUACGCAGUGAGGAGCAGGUUUUCAACGCAGUGAUGGCCUGGGUGAAAUACAGUAUCCAAGAACGUCGACCCCAGCUUCCCCAGGUGCUACAACACGUGCGGCUGCCGCUGCUCAGCCCCAAGUUUCUAGUAGGCACCGUGGGUUCAGACCCUCUCAUCAAGAGUGACGAGGAGUGCAGAGACUUGGUCGAUGAAGCUAAGAACUACCUGCUAUUGCCUCAGGAAAGGCCACUGAUGCAGGGCCCAAGAACCAGGCCGAGGAAGCCCAUCCGCUGUGGAGAGGUACUUUUUGCAGUUGGUGGCUGGUGUAGUGGUGAUGCAAUUUCCAGUGUGGAGCGUUAUGAUCCUCAGACCAAUGAGUGGCGGAUGGUGGCAUCCAUGAGCAAAAGACGAUGUGGAGUCGGUGUUAGCGUUUUGGAUGAUUUGCUGUAUGCAGUGGGAGGUCAUGAUGGCUCGUCUUAUCUCAACUCUGUGGAGAGAUAUGAUCCUAAAACCAACCAGUGGAGCAGUGAUGUUGCCCCGACCAGCACUUGUCGUACUAGUGUGGGCGUGGCUGUUCUUGGGGGUUAUCUGUAUGCUGUCGGUGGACAAGAUGGGGUUUCCUGUCUCAACAUUGUGGAAAGGUAUGAUCCUAAGGAGAAUAAAUGGACACGUGUGGCCUCCAUGAGCACAAGGCGUUUAGGUGUCGCUGUGGCUGUACUUGGAGGAUUUCUUUAUGCUGUCGGUGGAUCUGACGGGACAUCACCAUUAAAUACAGUGGAACGCUACAACCCUCAGGAAAACCGCUGGCACAUUGUGUCUCCCAUGGGGACAAGAAGGAAGCACCUUGGCUGUGCGGUCUACCAAGACAUGAUUUAUUCAGUUGGAGGAAGAGAUGACACAACAGAACUAAGCAGUGCAGAACGGUACAACCCCAGAACCAACCAGUGGUCUCCUGUGGUGGCCAUGACAUCCAGACGGAGUGGGGUUGGCUUGGCUGUGGUAAACGGUCAACUGAUGGCAGUUGGAGGCUUUGAUGGAACAACGUAUCUCAAAACUAUAGAAGUUUAUGAUCCUGAUGCCAACACUUGGAGGUUGUAUGGAGGUAUGAACUACCGCCGCCUAGGUGGAGGAGUGGGUGUGAUUAAAAUGACUCACUGUGAAUCACACAUAUGGUAACACCUCAGCACCUCUCCAAUCCACCACAACACACAGCGCCCAUCGUCAUCACGUUUCAACAGAUGCCUCUUUACACUGACUCUAAUGCUGCCCAAAGAGACGCUCUUUUUCAUGCAAGAAUGAGAGAAGAGUGUGAGGGAGCACAAAUAAAGAAAGAAAUGCAAACUUUGAACCAAUGUUCAUCCCUAAAGGCUGUCUGAGGUCAGUGACAUUUAAAAAGCCUUGUUUUCUUUCAAGACAACCACACUUACACUGAAGUGCUUUGAGAGCUGAACACUACGCAUCAUUAAGCUUAAAGUUUACCCCCGCUCCCCUGCUGUCACUUCACUGUUUAAAAUAAAUUCUCCACACUGCUCCAACAGCAUGACAGAAUGGAAUGUUUGAAUAUGCAGCUUGUCUGAGACACUUGAACGUGUUUGCUGAUGGGCGUGAUAAGGGCAGAAGGUUACUGGAAGAGGUUUUUCCAGCUCCACCCACCUGCCAGCUGCUGUUUCACCUUUGCUUCAGGUGUCAGCCUCCAAAAACAAAUGAGAUCCCAACAGUCCAGCAGCUUUUGUUUUUUUUUCUUUUUUUGCCAUGAUUCAACAUUGAUAGUUGACUGUUUUCACUGUUGUUCCCCCCUUUUUGAAAUGUACAUCACUUCAUGGGCUGUUAUAUUUGUCUAGGCAACAUUAAUGGCAGAAAGCUGCUGGGUUCUGUACACAUUAAGGCUUUUGUUGAUUGCGGCUGUUUUCAGGUAGGUGGGACAGUAAGUGACUGCUAUACAAAUGUCUCCCACAUGUACUCACUCUACUUCAAAUGAGACAUUGCUGUUGCAAUUUACUGUUCCAGGGGGAGGCUGCUAUUUUGCCACACCAACCCAGUUCAGGUGCUACCCGUGUGGUUGAAAGAGUGUAUCAACCAGUCUGUUACUCACCCUUCCUCAGAAGCCCAAGGAAUUUGGAUACUAAAACCAUAAUUUUGUGUCUGUAGUUGAUCUUUGGCUUCAUAGCAGAAUGUCAGCACUUGCACACUAUGUGGUAAUAUCAAACUCAGUGAUGCUUUGCAGAAGUAUAAUUUUUACUUUACUGACAUCUCACUGCGAUUGGUUUUUGAAAUAUGGCAAAUUUUUCAUUUUUGCCAUUUAAUGCUAAGAAACAAAAGGCAUACCACCACAAUAUUGGCAUUGAUUUUUGAUUACACUGUUGAGUAGGUGUUUUAGGAUUAAAACAAACAAGCAAAAACCCUUAUGUGAUAAAAAUGUCAAAGGUGUUAUUUUGGUUUAAAAAAAAGAAUAGAUAAAUGAAUUAAGACACUGAGCGCUGUAGCCAAUGAUCUUCUGCAAGUACAUGGGUGAUGAUUCCAUUGUCUGUCAUUAUGGGAUCUUUCUGCUAAUUGCUAUUAUGCAGAGGUGUGGCCUGCUGGGGUGAAGAGCUGCAGAGAGACUUCGGCUGUAUGGCUAAUGCAAGAAAUAAGAUCAGCGUCAACUUUAAAAUUUGAUCAACUUGUACAUAUUUUAUGACGGAACAAAAGCAGUUUUCAGCAGUCGCAUCAUGUGGAUAGAUUUCCCACAGCCUGAACAUCAAAGAGGUGCAGGUUUCACUUUUUAGUUAAGAAAUGUUAAUUUGGAAACGGAGAUGCACUUAUUCAUCAUUAUGUUGGUUGCUAGGCCAGAGAAUGGAGUUUGGACUCUGUAAACCGGUUUAGACUUUAAUCACAGCCCUUAUAUUGCUGAUAAUUUGGGGGGGCGGGGGAGCUUUUUCCUUACAUUGAGGAGAAUUGGAGCCAGUUUUCAAAAUUAUAUUUGUGUAUGUUACUUCAGUUUGACAGGCUUGGCAAACAAAUAGAACAGUGAUGUUUAAAAAAGGGGAAAAUGAUCUAAAAACUGGAAAUAUGACCAAUGUUAUUUAAGCAUUAAUGGUCCAUCUGUUUUUUUUUUUAAUAAUAUUAGCAUAUUUUUUGUAUAUGCAGGAAUAACGUAUUUCAAUGAUGUCAAAUUCUCCCAUCUUUGCACAAUUUUGAGUUUUUGAAACCAUUUUUGUUUACAGUUGCCAUGUUCAUGUGGUGUUCUGAUAUUUACUGUACAGCACAGUGUAGCCCCACCUGCUGGAAGACGUCUGUAAAUGUGUGCAGCACUGAUACAAGUACAUUUCAUGUUACACUAAAUGAAAACAUUGUUUUUAAAGUUU